Maylandia zebra (zebra mbuna) is the source of this 1426-nucleotide messenger RNA. Lineage: Eukaryota; Metazoa; Chordata; Actinopteri; Cichliformes; Cichlidae. The record is from RefSeq and is a predicted model, not a curated record.
UGUGAGGAUGAAGCACUCUUUGCUCUGCAUGCUGAAGUUAUUCUUCUUGAUUUUAGUGCUCCGUACAUUCUUCUAUGGAAAUGCUGCAGGUGACCUAACAAUUCACAACCUGAAGCAAAGCGAUGCCACUGUAGAAGUCUUCAACAGUGAGGGUGAAGACAAAAUACAUCAAGUCACAGCAAAACCAUUACAAGUUGUACAGACAGAAGCAGUAGAUAAAUCACCUCAGGACGUCUUUGGAUACCUCGGAGAAAACAUCACAUUGCCCUCAGCAGUCGACUCAUCGUGGAGUCUCAUCAGAAUUGAGUGGUCAAUAUUCACCAACAUCACUUUGAUUGCCACUUAUCGCAACGGGAAAAUAAACACUGAACGUGUCCCUCAGUACACAGGGAGACUCACUCUUAACACAACAUCAGGUGACCUAACAAUUCACAAACUGAAGGAAGGUGAUGCCAUUGAAUACACUGUAGAAGUCUUCAACAGUGAGGGUAAACGCAAAACGAAUCAGAUCAAAAUUACGGCAAAACAAAAGCUCCAGCAGCCAUCCAUCCAGAUAGUCAUGAGCACAUCUGUAGAAAGUGGCUGUUUAAUGGUGGUGACCUGCUCUUCUCUGGAUAAGGGUGUUAACCUCUCCUGGAGUGUUGAACCAGCAAGUGUGCUCACUAUCAACAAGAGUCAUCCCAGUGACAGCUCUGCACAGCUUUUUGCAUUUGUCAACACCAAAGAGAACUUUGCCAGUUUUACCUGCAUCUCCAGCAGAGAUACAGAGAGUGUUUCAUCCAAACCUGUCACACCAAAGUGUGAGAGUAAGAUCUGUGGUCCAUAAAAAGAUUAGUUCAACAAAACUCAAGACUCACGAACAACAUCAACAACAAAAUCUAACUCAUCAACAUUUUGACAACGUUUAGAGACCUGCCAGCAUCCAGAUCAACAGCAAUUCUAUUAAACAAUGACAUGCUGUUGGUUUAAUGUCAGCACUGGAAGAUUGAUAAUAUGGUUCAUCUUUGUAUUAAAAUCUUAUUGUGUUCAUUUGUAUGUAGUAAGUGGAGGUUGUAUGGUGUGGGACAUUGUUUCAUCGAGACAUAAUUUCGAUAUUUUAUUAGACAAGUUUGAUUCAGCCUCUUUUUUUAUUUCUUUAACAUGUACCUUCACUUUUUUUCAAAAUUUUUAUAUGUUAUCUCUACAGCUUACUGGACAUGCUUAUUUUUCAUUUCAGUAAAAAAAAAAAAACUGUUAAAAAUGUUCAGAUACAACAUGAAGCCAAAUCAUGAUACAGAUUUUACAGAUUCAAGUCAGAGAUCAUGGGAGAGAAAAUUUUGUGUACAAUCAAAGUGAUUGUUUUCUGUAGGUGAUGUUUGUGGGUUUUUUAUACUGUGUACAGUUUAAUGUGUGUAAAAUAAUUGUGGUCCUUUUAAAAAAGUAACAU